ACUCAACCUCUAAACUCUCUCUCUCUCUCUCUCUCUCUCUCUCUCAGGUGAAAGAAGCUUCUCUCAACGCGACUUUAUUCCUCCAUUUUUUUAUUUAAUGGAUAGGUACCCAAUGGAGCAGGCUAUGGUCUGAUUAGAGUGAUGAUGAAGUUAACUGGAUAUUCUUUACCAGCUUCAUCUACUCCUAUUUAUUUAAAUAUCCUUAAAAAACACAGCAUAUUUUCUUCCAAUAUUUUUCAGAGAAAUCCUACCAAAUCAAGAGGACCGUCUACUUAUACACAAAAAGAUCAAGUACUUGCAGAUGCUGUGAUGGUUGCCGGGCAGUAUCUUCCUCCCUGGUUUAGUGUUGCUCCAAUGAUGGACUGGACAGAUAAUCAUUAUAGGACUCUUGCCCGGCUCAUAUCGAAACAUGCGUGGCUCUACACAGAGAUGCUUGCAGCAGAAACAAUUGUUUAUCAGAAGGAUAAUCUGGACAGAUUCUUGGCAUAUUCUCCAGAGCAACAUCCUAUUGUGCUUCAAAUUGGUGGGAACAAUUUGGAAAACUUGGCAAAAGCUACUGAACUUGCUAAUCCAUACCACUAUGAUGAAAUAAAUUUCAAUUGUGGAUGUCCUAGUCCAAAAGUAGCUGGACAUGGAUGCUUUGGUGCUCGUCUUAUGCUUGAUCCAAAGUUUGUGGGUGAGGCUAUGUCAGUAAUUGCUGCCAAUACAGAUGUUCCUGUUAGUGUUAAAUGUCGAAUUGGUGUCGAUGAUCAUGACUCGUACAAUGAGCUCUGUGAUUUUAUUUACAAAGUAUCUUCUCUAUCACCAACUAGACAUUUCAUAAUACAUUCGAGGAAGGCAAUGCUCAAUGGCAUUAGCCCAGCUGAGAAUCGAAGUAUUCCUCCCUUGAAAUAUGAGUACUUUUAUGGUCUCUUGCGUGACUUUCCGGACUUAAGGUUUACAAUCAAUGGAGGCAUAAAUUGUGUUGAUGAGGUCAAUGCAGCUCGAAGGGCAGGAGCUCAUGGUGUAAUGGUUGGACGUGCUGCAUACCAUAACCCUUGGCAGGUUUUGGGACAUGUUGAUUCUGUAAUUUAUGGUGCGCCAAGCAGUGGUAUUACACGACGUCAGAUCCUGGAAAAAUAUCAAGUGUAUGGCGAUUCUGUUUUGGGAAAAUAUGGAAUUAAGCCACAUGUACGGGACGUGGUGAAGCCUUUACUUCAUCUUUUCUAUUCGGAGCCUGGGAAUGGCCUGUGGAAGCGCAAAGCUGAUGCUGCAUUCCAAAAUUGCAAGUCAAUUAAAUCAUUUUUUGAGGAAACCCUUGUUGCAAUUCCUGACUCUGUCAUGGAUUCUCCUGUUGCGGAGCCACUAUCCGGCCGAGAUGAUCUUUUUGAGAAUAUAGAUAGCUUGCUACCCACUCCAUAUAAAUUGAGAGAACAGGAGGUACUAUAUGCUUAAUUUGUAUUUCUAUUUGGAAUUUGAUGUUACUAUUAAUUGUAUCUUGUCUCAUAUCAUGAGCAAUUUUUUUGGAGCGUGGCCCCAUUGGUCUCGCGGAACAAUAUUAACCAAAUUCAUCAGUGGAUAAUCAAAAUUUUCUCUAUCAGCAUGUGUGAGUGCUUACAUUUAAAUAUUUAA
Molecule: messenger RNA, 1611 nt
Organism: Quercus lobata
Lineage: Eukaryota; Viridiplantae; Streptophyta; Magnoliopsida; Fagales; Fagaceae
Product: Aldolase-type TIM barrel family protein
Exons: 13
Coding region: 142-1434 (430 amino acids)
Biological process (GO): tRNA dihydrouridine synthesis
Molecular function (GO): tRNA dihydrouridine synthase activity; flavin adenine dinucleotide binding
Source: RefSeq, a predicted model, not a curated record